This is a messenger RNA of Gossypium arboreum, 775 nucleotides long. RefSeq names its product gibberellin-regulated protein 1-like. The record is from RefSeq and is a predicted model, not a curated record. Bases 176 to 607 code for a protein of 143 amino acids. The transcript has 3 exons. Lineage: Eukaryota; Viridiplantae; Streptophyta; Magnoliopsida; Malvales; Malvaceae.
AUCAAUAAUCGAUUUAUUGAUGUUGGUAACAUGACGACAGGGACAUCAUCCCCCAAAGCUUCCAAUUCACGUGGGAGUUUCUUUUUCUAAUAUGCUAACUAUAUAUACAGUGUGAGGACAUAGGUUAAUUUCCUGGACAACUUCUAAAGAAUGUUUUUUUUAAUGCAAGUUGCAGAUGAGAUGUUCCUCUUCUCCACUAUAUAAACAUACUCUUGUUUUUUUUUUUCUCAAACUAGAUCCAUAUCUCACAUCGCAUCUUUGUCGCUCUUCUGGAAAUCCUAGUCAGAUCUAUAGGAUGGCCCUUUCCACAAACAUGGCUGCUUCACUUGUUCUUUUCUCUCUUUUGCUGCUUCAUUUCACUCAAGCUGAAGAAUUGAUGAGCAUUGAUGGAGCUCCAAGCCCUUCACCUCAGGCACAACCUAUUGAUUGUGGAGUAGCAUGUGAAGGAAGAUGCAGACUAUCAAAGAGGCCAAAUCUGUGCAAAAGGUCGUGUGGGAGUUGCUGUCAUAGAUGCAAGUGUGUUCCACCAGGGACGUCAGGCAACUAUGAAGCCUGCCCUUGCUAUGCCAACUUAACCACGCGCAAAAAUGUUCGCAAGUGUCCAUGAUUCCAUAAAUGUUCCACUUGUUUGAUGUUAUUUACUUAGUUCAAGAAUAAGUCUUUCUUUCUACUGGGAAUUGAUUUAUUAUUUCUUUUUCAGUCGGUCUUUUUACUUAUGGAUGAUAAUCUGAUAUAAGUAUAAUAAAAGGCUCUUUUUGCUUUGUUUAUUUAUGUA